AUGUGCGUCAACGUCAUACUCUCGCAGUCGUUGCAACUGGCCUCACCGACAAGGGACACUAGACAGUGUGUGUAUUAUGUCGAGCUCUCAAUCGUCUCUGUCAAUAACUCAUUUGACAAUGAAGUUUCAAUGGAAGAAGAAGAACUGCCACAACAAGUGGCAGAAGGUGGGGGUGGUGGUCCUAGUGAAGGACUUGGAGGUGAAGGAAGCUCUAUGCCUACACCAAUCACCCUAGAAAGUGCGGGGACAAAUCAAAAAAAGCGAACAAGAAAAGUAUUGAAUGAGAGGUUUGAUGUGUGGAAUGAUUUUACUAAGUCCCCAAAUCGAGAGACAUGUUCUUGCAAUCAUUGUGGGAUUAUAUACAAGUGUCACUCAUCGAGGAAUGGAACAUCCACACUUAAGCAACACUUGACGCGAUGCAAACGUAAACCUAAGGCAAGUGGUCAACAAACAGAGUUGGCAUUCAAUCAAACAGGGAAGGGGGAUGUUUCCACAUGGAAGUAUGAUUCGAAGGUCAUUAAUGAUGAAUUAACUUGUAUGAUAGUUGAAUGCAAGUUGCCAUUCAAGUUCGUUAAGCAUCCACGGUUUAAGAGUUUUUGUGCGGUAUUGUGUCCAAGGUACAAUCCUCCUACAAGGCCUACUGUUAGGAAGAAGGUGAUUGACAAGUAUGAUGAUAUUACCAAAACAUUGAAGAAGAUUUUCCAAAACAAUGGUUCAAAGAAAAAGAUUAUCAACUUUAGGUCAAUUACUAGCCACAGAGGUGAGGCUAUGGGUAGAGUAAUCGAGAACUGCUUAAAAGAUUGGGAGAUCAAGAAGCUUUUCACUAUUACAGUCGAUAAUGCCAGUUCCAAUGAUCAUCUUGUCAACUACAUGAAGAGGAGAUUUGCUAGUAUCGCACUAGGUGAUUAUGUGCAUAUGAGAUGUGUUGCACACAUAAUCAACCUAGUCGUUUCAGAAGGCAUGAAAGAAACAAGUGAUUCUAUUAAUCGAGUUUGUGCUGUAGUUAAAUUUAUUCGAGCUUCAUCUGCAAGGAUUCACAAGUUCAAAGAAUGUGUAGAGAUGGAAAGAAUUAAAAGCAAAAGCUUGUUGUGCUUCGAUGUGUGCACUAGAUGGAACUCAACUUUCUUGAUGUUAGAAGCUGCUCAGAAGUUUGAAUCUGCAUUUGAAAGAUUUGAGGAGUUAGAGCCACAUAUAACGAGUGAGCUAUCAGUAGAAGGUGGGAUGCCAAAGCAAGAAGAUUGA
This is a messenger RNA of Tripterygium wilfordii, 1242 nucleotides long. Its product is annotated as zinc finger BED domain-containing protein RICESLEEPER 3-like. The transcript is spliced from 4 exons. NCBI's taxonomy places the organism in Eukaryota, Viridiplantae, Streptophyta, Magnoliopsida, Celastrales, Celastraceae. Gene Ontology annotation, molecular function: DNA binding. The record is from RefSeq and is a predicted model, not a curated record. The coding region runs from base 1 to 1242 and encodes 413 amino acids.